Messenger RNA from Olea europaea var. sylvestris, 1193 nucleotides. Its product is annotated as heavy metal-associated isoprenylated plant protein 6-like. The record is from RefSeq and is a predicted model, not a curated record. Gene Ontology annotation, biological process: regulation of defense response to fungus. The transcript is spliced from 3 exons. The coding region runs from base 290 to 979 and encodes 229 amino acids. Lineage: Eukaryota; Viridiplantae; Streptophyta; Magnoliopsida; Lamiales; Oleaceae. Gene Ontology annotation, molecular function: metal ion binding.
CACUAUCAAAACUUGGGAAGGUUAGUUGUGCCUAUCAAUAACAGCACAUGCAAACAGAGUAAAGAGUCAGCAAUGUACCCCUACGCACUCCUACCCCACCCCAUAGACAGUACAAUCUUGAUGAUUUUCAUGAAAUUCAACAUGACAAAGCUCCCACUCCAAAGUUCAUAUUGUUGAUUAUAGAAUUAUACAUUUUCCUCUCUCUCUCUCUCACUCUCAAACUUCUUGUCAAAAUCAAUUUACUCUGUUUUUCUCUGAAUUCUAGAUCCAUCACUCCUCACUAUCAACCAUGGCUGAGAAGAAAACUGUAAUGGUGCUGAACGUUGAUCUCAAAUGUCCCUGCUGCUACAAGAAGAUCCAGAAAAUUCUCUGCAAGAUUCCUCAAAUUAGCGACAGGACUUUUAAUGAGAAGGAAAAUACAGUGACAAUCACUGUAAUAUGCUGCAGCCCUGAGAAAAUUCGAGACAAAUUGAUCUGCAAGGGUGGCAAGAUUAUUAAGAGCAUUGAAAUCAAAAAGGAGGCGGCUCCCAAGCCGAAGGAUGAUAAGCCGAAGGAUGACAAGCGGAAGGAUGAUAAGACGAAGCCGGCAGAACAGAAGCCGAAGGGGGCCGAGAAACUCGAGCCGAAACCAGAAGCUGCUGCCAAACCCAAAUCAAACGGCAAGGGAAAUGCACCACCACCGGCGGCGGCGGAGAAGCCCAAAGAUGCUCCUAAUCCUCAACCACCGAAGAACCCUGCACCAGUUCCACCACCUGGAGUGGGAUUGCCACUGGUUUAUCCAGUCAAUCCUUGUUGUGGGCCAUGCUACGAAGGUCGCGGCGGCGGGCCAUGCUACCAUGGUUAUGGAUUUCCGCCGCCGCCCUCACAGGUGUCUUACGACGGCAACUAUGGACCUGGAUAUGUAUACGGCAGGCCUUGCUAUGUUUCAAGGUGCGAUUACUUCAGUGAAGAGAACUCUACAGGGUGUACAAUUAUGUAAAUAAGUUACAUAAUUUUCAUGAUAAUUGGGGUCUUUCUGUUCUGUUCAAGAUUUUCAAUGGAUCUUGGGUUAUAUUUCAAAAAUUUAAAUAUUGUUAAAAUGAUAGUCAUGUGAGUGGGGGAAAAGGAAUAAUUUUAGUUAAUUACCAUAUUUCGUCGGUGGCCACAUGUUUAUUUAUUAAUAUUUGGUUAUAAUAUAAGUUGUUAUUAAUAAA